Molecule: messenger RNA, 2457 nt
Organism: Saccostrea echinata
Lineage: Eukaryota; Metazoa; Mollusca; Bivalvia; Ostreida; Ostreidae
Product: MAM and LDL-receptor class A domain-containing protein 2-like
Exons: 18
Coding region: 1-2457 (818 amino acids)
Biological process (GO): proteolysis
Cellular component (GO): membrane
Molecular function (GO): zinc ion binding; metalloendopeptidase activity; signaling receptor binding
Source: RefSeq, a predicted model, not a curated record
AUGGUAAAAGAAAGCAGCUACGCUAUCUUCAACAAAGCAGCUGAACUCUUUAACAAUUUAACCUGUCUUAAGUGGCUGCCUUACACACCGGAACUAGCGGAACGAGUGGGUCACAAUAAUUAUGUACAAUUCCGUGAUUCAGAUGGAUGUUGGUCCUAUGUUGGAUACAUAAGAAGCAGUCCUCAGGUGAUUGGAAUGUCACAGAGGGGAUGUAUGAGUGUUGGGAUAGCUGUGCAUGAGAUGCUUCAUGCCGUGGGUUUGAUGCACGAGCAGUCACGCACUGACCGUGACGACUACAUACGCAUGAUCAAAGAAAAUCUCAAGCAUAACUUUCACAAUGGUAACAUGGCAAAGACUAGCACUUUUGACCGCAAUGCAUAUGACUAUGAAAGCAUUAUGCAGUACGGUUUAUGGUCCUUUUCCGUCACUGGAGGUCAAACAAUGGAGUUUUUGGACAGAGAUCUGGAGUUUCUGGCUGGGACGGGGGCCGGGGUCGGUCUUGAUUUCUAUGAUGUAAAGGAUAUAACCGCAAAUUACCAGUGUGCAGGAGAGUGUGUGAACCCACCAAGGUGUGAGAAUGGAGGAUUUGUCAAUCAUAACUGUGUCUGUUACUGUCCAAAAGGUUACCAAGGUGACACGUGUGAAAAUGUGAUCACUGAUGAUGACUGUGGUGGAAUGAUAGAAGUUCCUCUCGGUAAAGAUGUAUUUGUGACGUCACCAGGGUAUCCAGUAUCUUACCCAAUUGGAAAAUUAUGUAGAUGGGGCGUAAAGGCACCCGAGGGAUGGUACCUUCGAAUGACGGUAGAAGAACUCCACCUGGCGGACAACAAUUUGAAUAGAUGUUACCAUUGGCUGGAAAUCCAAUAUAACCUGCCAGGACAGACAGGAAUCAAGCGCUGUGGAGAUAUUAUUGGUGAUCAGUGGACGGGAUCCAAAGACAGUCCUAAUUUUAUGACGAUUACAUUUGACAGUAAAUUUGUACAGGACAGACCCGUAGAAAAGGGCUUCAAACUCAGGUUUAACGCUGUUGGAAGAGGAUGUAAGGAUAACCCUUGUGUAUAUGGUACUUGUCACGAAAGCAAGAUGGAUUGCCAGUUUACGUGUUCCUGUUAUUCUGGUUUUGAAGGAAAGUUGUGUGACAAAAUGUCAAGUGAUGCCACAUUUGAGUGUACUUUUGAAAAGACGAAAUGUUUCCUAGACAACACCAAAGAAGGAGACGACUUUGACUGGGCUGUUAACUCGGGCCCAAGUAGUUCACAAGGCACAGGGCCUGAUAAGGCACACAAAGGAAAUCGGUACAUUUUUGCAGAAAUGUCAGACCCUCGAGUCAAGGGAGAAAAGGCAUGGCUGGUGUCUAACUUGGACCUGCCAGCCUCAGAGAGAUGCCUUUCUUUCUACUACUACAUGUUUGGUCACACGGUUGAUUCACUGAGUGUCCUGAUCUCCGGGCAAAACAGCUCUCAGAGCGUCAUCUGGUCUGAGACCGGAAACCAGGGCAGCAGGUGGAAAUUCGCUCGUGUCAAUAUUCAGCAAUUAGAAAAACUGAAGAUUGUGUUUGAAGCUGUUCGUGGUGAAGAUUGGAGUAGUGAUAUUGCCUUAGAUGACAUAGUUCUUACUGUCGGAGCAUGCGUAAAUGUGACUGAAAAUAUUGAGUGUGUGAAAUCAAACCGAGGCGGGGAUUACAAAGGUAAAGUUAACAUAACAAGGACCGGAAAGGCGUGUCAGCCCUGGGCAGACCAAUCGCCCCAUUCACACUCCGGCUAUGCAGCCCUAGUCAAUGAUUCCAAUUACUGUCGGAAUCUUUACCCCCAGAGCAAUGACUACCACCCGUGGUGUUACACUAUGGACCCGAACGACCGGUGGGAUUACUGUGACAUACCUGCUUGUGAAUAUGAAGAAUGCAGACGUUCAAGUAUCGGAUACGAGUAUGCUGGAAGAGUGAGCAAAACAAAGUCCGGGAAAACGUGUCAGAGGUGGGACUCCCAGUCACCUCAUGAACAUCCGUAUGCGGGUCUGAUGGCCCACGAGAAUUACUGUCGGAACCCCAGGGGGAGAGAGCAGGAACCCUGGUGCUUCACAGAGGAUAACUCCACACGCUGGGAAUACUGUGAAGUGCCAAUGUGUAAUGACGAAGCUCGGGAGUGCGCAUUGCUAGCUCAAAAUAUAGAUUACUUUGGACAAAUCAACACAACCACAAGUGGUCGAUCAUGUCAAAGAUGGGAUCAACAGAAACCGCAUUCUCAUUCAAUGCCGCUGACAUCUGCCCAGGAGAACUACUGUAGAAACAUGGGCGGUGAAGACCGUGCCUGGUGUUAUACCACAGACUCCGACAAACGAUGGGAGAGGUGCAAUAUUCCAUCUUGUGGUAAUAUCCUCCAUAUUGAUAAAAGAUAUAUAUAUGAUAUAUGCAUCGCUGUUCUACUACUGUUCUACUAUUGGUUAAAGGGGAAGGAAUAA